Messenger RNA from Haliotis rubra (blacklip abalone), 2051 nucleotides. RefSeq names its product adhesion G-protein coupled receptor D1-like. Bases 105 to 1487 code for a protein of 460 amino acids. Gene Ontology annotation, molecular function: G protein-coupled receptor activity. The transcript has a single exon. Gene Ontology annotation, cellular component: membrane. Lineage: Eukaryota; Metazoa; Mollusca; Gastropoda; Lepetellida; Haliotidae. The record is from RefSeq and is a predicted model, not a curated record. Gene Ontology annotation, biological process: G protein-coupled receptor signaling pathway; cell surface receptor signaling pathway.
AUGUCGGAUUGUCAAGAGUUGAGUACCAAUUUGCAAUCCUGUUUUGGCCAACUGGAAACAACACAUCCGACCCAAGAAUUCAAGACUGGAAUUUCAUCGAGCCAAUGGUUGUCCGUAAUAUACCAUUAGUUGCAGAGCAGUACAAUAUGACUUAUUACAUGUUUUCUGUUUAUGAACUUGUGUACAUUAACAUUGAUAAUAGUUCUAAACUUGUCAAUGUGCCAUCGUUUGGACUGACAUUGACGUUCAGGACGAACCAAACGUGCUGUCGGGAUGCGUUUGAGGAAACCAUGGUGGCGUUGUUGGGGGAUGUUUGGUCGAUGGAGUUUAAUGGUUCAGUGUUUCAGUUUCGACUCUCUCAGGAUGAUUUUAAUACUUAUGGCGUAUCAAAGAGACAGUUGUACAAGAUGCAUCCUCCCUUCACCAGUCCACAGAAGACGGAAACGUACGAUAGCUUCCCGUCGGAGUUUGUUGAAACGCCUAAAGACUUUGUUUAUUUUCCUACGGUUUUGCCAAAAUGUUCGUAUGUUCAAUUCUCCACGAAUGAAUUUAACUGGAACACUGAUUCAUCUAUCUCCCUUCGGUACGUUGACAUAACAAUAGAUCAUGAUAAAUUAAUCAAAAUAGACGAUCAAGAUAUAAUAAUAUGUGUUGACACGAUAGAAGAGGUGUAUUCCAACUACCAAGAUCCAGUCAAACUCGCUAAAACUAUUUUAACGAUAGUUUUCUCUAUUCUGUCCUUGAUCUGUUUGGCCUUGACUUUCAUCACAUACUGUACGUUCCCUUCCCUUCUUACCCUGCCGACGAAGAAUACGAUGUGUCUGGUCGGGUUUCUGUUCUUGGCUCAGUUGCUGCUUUUGUUAAAGGAUGUACCCCUCCGGAAUGAAACAGCUUGCAAAAUAUUUGGCGUUCUCCUACAUUACUUGUGGCUGACAGUUAUACUGUGGAUGAACGUCUGCUCCUAUCACAUGUUCCACGUCUUCGUCGUGGAUGCUGCAAAACCGAUUGGUACCCAAAGUCAUCGUAGUCGUCUUGUGAAAUACUCUCUCUAUGCCAAUGGAUUGUCUCUUCUCAUUGUUCUCAUAACAAUAUUUUCCAAUCUCGGCAUGUCUUCCGGAAGCCAUAUCGGCUAUGGUGUAAACACCUGCUAUCUGAGUACGUCUCUUCUCGUCGGUGUUGCUUUUGUGGCUCCUCUAAGUAUCGUCCUCGUCAUGAACAUCAUAUUCUUCAGCGUCAGUGUCUGGACAAUGGCCAAGAUCAACAAAAUGAGUGCAAGUAUUGGGUCCGACAAGAGUCAGGUGCACAUCUACAUUAAGUUAUCCACACUGACUGGGAUCUUUUGGAUCUUGGCGAUCCUCGGCGAAGUUCUCCAGCAACAAGUCCUCAUUUUCAUCUCCAUUGUCCUGAACGCUGGUCAGGGUAUAUUCAUCUUUAUCUCCUACGCUGCAAACAAAAGGGUUCUUCAACUGUGGAGGGGAAAAAAUUAACAUCCAACACUUCAUAUAUCCUACCAAGAGUCCAUCUCCUAAUCAAACGAAGAAUACAAACUUAUGAAGGACAAGGCGAAAUGUUUUUUUAUUGCCCCAGAUUUCUGGACAUAUAUCACUUUUACUUAAUAAUGCCGUGAUAUUUCAAACUAUGUAGAAGAGAUAUUGAAACCUGCAUGUGUCAUUGAUAAAGGAAUAUAUUUCCUGGAAAGGGUCAACGAAACUAUUACGCUCAUGUAGUGUUAUUAUAUUAUACUGUUAAUAUUCUUUCGCCCAAAUAUUUGUAAAUAUACAAUGUCCACGCCAGAUAAACCGACCGAUAGUGUUUAGCCCAUACUUCGAAUACUUUCCAUUUACCAUCCAUAUAGCAUACGUAUAGUAGUUGUGACACCCCUUUCCCCACGCUCUAAAUCUAACUAUUGUGUGUUCUUAGAAAUCACACUGUUUGUUUACUGUUAAAAUCGUUAAUGGCAUCUACAAAUAUACAGAGAGAAACAAAUAAAGGAACACAGGAAAAUUCAAGUGUUCUUUUAAUAUUUUCCAGUUUCCUUCACCAGCUUUGAA